Molecule: messenger RNA, 1187 nt
Organism: Pseudopodoces humilis (Tibetan ground-tit)
Lineage: Eukaryota; Metazoa; Chordata; Aves; Passeriformes; Paridae
Gene: RPL7L1
Product: ribosomal protein L7 like 1
Biological process (GO): maturation of LSU-rRNA from tricistronic rRNA transcript (SSU-rRNA, 5.8S rRNA, LSU-rRNA)
Cellular component (GO): cytosolic large ribosomal subunit
Molecular function (GO): RNA binding; structural constituent of ribosome
Source: RefSeq, a predicted model, not a curated record
GCGGCCACGACCUCGCCUCAUCCCCGCGCAUGCGCGGUAGCGGCCCGGCAAGAUGGCGGAGCUGGAGGAGCCGAGGCGGCGGAUCCCGCUGGUACCAGAGAACUUGCUGAAGAAGAGGAAGGCGUACCUGGCCAUCAAGGCCACCCAGGCCAAGCAGGCGCUGCUCAACAAGCGCAAGCAGCAGAAGGGGAAACAGAUCCAGUUCAGGCGCCUGGAGACCUUUGUUCGUGACUCAUGGCGCAAACGCCGCGAUGACGCCCGGCUGAGGCGCAUGGAGCAGAGGCCUGGGCAGGCAGUGGCACCUCAGGAGAGCAAACUGGCCUUCGUCGUGAGGAUUGUGGAUAUUAAGGGAGUGACUAAGAGGGUGAAAAAAGUGAUGGAGUUGCUGCGGCUGAAGAAGAAUUACACUGGGAUGUUCGUGAAGCUGAGCCCACUGACGCUGAAGAUGCUGCGGACCGUGGAGCCUUACGUGGCGUGGGGGCAGCCUAACCUGAAAUCUGUACGAGAGCUCAUCCUGAAACGGGGCCAGGCCAAGAUCAAGAAAAAGAGGGUGCCUCUGACAGACAACAUGCUGAUAGAGGAACAUUUAGGUGGCUGUGGUAUCAUUUGCCUGGAAGACCUUAUUCAUGAAAUCUACUCAACUGGGAAGUAUUUCAAAAGAGUAACCAGCUUUUUGUGGCCAUUCCAUCUGUCGGUGGCUCGCCACGCAUCGCGGAACAGAGUGGGUUUCCUCACGGAGAUGGGCAAGCCUGGCUACAGAGGUGAUGAAAUCAACCGACUCAUCCGUCAGCUCAACUAGUCAGGUUUUUGUGAAAACUUCAGGAUCAAGACUUCACCUGUUCCUUUUCACAUGUACCUUUCCAUGGACAUAAUCUACAUGCAAUGAUCUAUUUGCAACUUCCCUUGACUGCUGGUGCCUCUAUAAAGGAAGAAAUACAGAGAUGAUAGUGGAGAUGGACUUCGGGCUGGCUCUUCUUAAAGAAGAUAAAUUCUCUUUGCUACAAGAACGAGCUUCUUGGAACAAUUUGACUUGCAUCUCUGUAAAAGAAGUGUUUUUUCUGCUCACUACUGCAGACUUCACUCUUUGAAGUGCAUCUGCUUCCAGGGGUGAGGGGUAGUGCAGUCACAGUUUUGCUGACAGGCAAAAGAAAACACCAAGGUAUUCUUCUGUUACUGCAGCACAAGCC